Molecule: messenger RNA, 5120 nt
Organism: Lymnaea stagnalis (great pond snail)
Lineage: Eukaryota; Metazoa; Mollusca; Gastropoda; Lymnaeidae
Source: the annotation of a GenBank genome assembly
AGUCAUUCAAGAUGGCAGCCUCCGGCUAUGCUUUGAAAUGUUCUCGGCCGAUCACAUCUAUAGGAAUACGCUCACCUAUUUUGGUUUCUAGUUCACGAUUUUAUAGUCAACAAUCGGAACAGCAGCAAAGUCCAGAAGAUGAACUACACUUGAACUACCUAGAUGGAGAUCAGAAAGGUAAAUUAAAGGCUUUCCACUGUCUCACUCACCCUCUGUCUGAUGUCUCUCUGUCCUCGGUUACCAUACUGCCACUGCAUCCUCAGUCUCUCAGCUCUUUUUUAAAUUCGAGUGUAUGGAGUUGUAAUUUUGUUGUAGAUUUUCCCCCUUUCAAAAUCACCCCCCCCCUACACACACACAUUCGCACACAUAAACGCUUUAAAAUCUUAUUUAUAUUAUAUAUCUAUAAUAGGCCUAUAUAUAAUAUAUAUAUAUUAUAUAUAUAUAUAUAAUUCGAUCACAGUUUUAAAAAUUAAAUACAAAGCCAAAAAGUGGGAAAAAAUAAAUCACUAAAAAAUUCAUAACUUUUCUUCUAUAAGUGAUAGAAAGAUUAUCUUGGUAUCAAUGGAAAGCUUAAAGUCAGCUCUUUCCAAUGAUCAAUGAUAUGCUUCUUGUGUAUGUCAGAUGUAUCUGAAAUUUGGAGUUGGAGUACCUAAUAUUAUAUUUAUAUGUUCAAAUAUUUCCCUCAACACUCAGAAAUUUUAAAAAAUACUUGGCAAAAAAAUAUUACCAUACAGUUAGAGUUACUGGAACUUCAUUCUCAUUUGUUCCUGCAAGACUUGAGCCCUGAGUCUGAGCACAAUAAAAAUAAAAGAACUCCUUUUGUUUAAUCUUGCUGGUAUUAAAUGAAUUUUUUUAAAAUACUUGUUUUAACAAGAGUAUAACAUUAAUUUUAUGAGUACCGGUUGGGCUAAGGCCAAAGAGUUAAUGACUGGCUAAGAACAUGAUUUUGCUACAUAUUCCACUGUGGCGUAUUUUGUAACAUUAAUUGUAGGGCCUGUUUCACAAUUUAUUUUUAAUUUUACAUUAGCAUACCAAAAAAUAUAAAUUCUUUACAAAUAACCUGGGUCCCUAGUCAUAGUCCUCGGAUGAUAUAAACUAUAAUAACUAUUUGAAAAGUACUUCACUAUUUUCAAUUAUUGAUGCUAUUUUCAUUUAACUCUGCAGGUAUUGCUGUCAUUUCUAUGAGACGAUUCCGUUAUAAAAAUGCUAUGGGGAAAAAUAUUAUUCAGAGAGUAAGUAUCUUUCUUUAUAAAGUUAAUGAUCAUGGCAUAUCAAGAUGGGACAAGUAAGAUAAAUAGCAUAGUAAAAAGUCAAUUGAACAAAUUAUUUAUUGUUAUUUCAGCUUAUUGAUUCACUGCAAGAGCUUAAGUUUCAAAACAACAUCAGGGUCACUGUGGUUCGAAGUGAAGUUCCGGGGGUGUUUUGUGCAGGUAAUUUUACUUGUUCAAAUGACCCUGUUGAGUUAACACUUUAAUUAGUGCUCUUAUUCCUUAUUUCUUACAUUUUAAUAUGACAUCUUAGCUGUACGGAACUAUUCAAAUGAAAUUAGAUAUCAGGAUCUCUACAAGAAAUUAGAGAUCAGGAUUUCUUCAAACAUCUCUGUGGUUUUAGAAAUCCAUUUUGCAUGAACUGCUCCAUCUUAUUAUUAUAUUGGCUUUUGUAUUUUUAUGAAUAAGAACAUUUGUAACUGCCUCAGAAACUGUCUUAUUAAUGAAUCAUAUUAAAAUAGUUUUUCAUGCAUUUUUGUAUUUAUAGGCUUCUUAGAUGCAAAUGCUCAGAUGGGUCUUUGUAUUUUGAGUUAUGCUUUUAAUCAUGAUUUAAUUAGUCUUUAUUCCGAAUAUUUAAUACUUAUGCAUUCAUAGGGGCUGACCUCAAAGAGCGUCUUCAAAUGACUAACCAGGAAGUUGGUUUAUUUGUGGCUAAGCUGCGUCACUUUGUCUCAGAGCUCCAUAACCUACCAAUGCCAACAAUAGCUGCAAUAGAUGGUGCAGCUCUUGGGGGUGGCCUAGAGAUGGCUCUAGGAUGUGACAUGCGUGUAGCAGGUAAUGCAUUCUAUCAGUUAAAUAUCCCUGAUAAAAAUCAUUCAUCUAACUCUAAAAAUAAAUUUCUAGAAUGUUACUAAUAUAACAAUGUGAAAUCAAAUGAUUAUAUUAUAUUUACAUCACUAGGUUACAAACUGCCUUAAAAUAUCUCUAAUGGAAAUAGCAUGAUGCACUCAAAUUUAAAUAAUGUUUUUAUCAUUUAAUUUUUAUCAUACAAGUAAGCCAUACAUGUUGGUACUAUAAACUAAUUAAAUUUCUAUUCACAGCCAGCAGUGCUAAAAUAGGCUUGGUAGAGACCAGUCUUGCCAUCAUCCCUGGAGCUGGUGGAACUCAGCGACUACCACGAAUAAUUGGGCCAUCUCUGGCUAAGGAACUAAUCUUUACAAGUCGAGUUCUUGAUGGAUGGCAGGCUAAAGAGAAUGGUGUAGUCAACCAUUGUGUGGAGCAAAAUAAUGAUGGUGAUGCUGCAUAUCAUAGAGCUAUUAAACUGGCAGAAGAGAUUUUACCACAGGUAUAUAAUUUCUUUUUACAUUUUCUUUUAUAAUCAUACAAGAAAAUAUUAAUAAAUACCUGGUACUCAACCAUUUUAUAAAUUUUAAUAUGUUCUUAAACUUAUAAAACAAUAGACUGGACAUAAAGCAGUUACCAGUACUAUUAAAGUUUUUUAAAAGAUACGUGUAACUAUUUUUUAAACUUAUUCUUGUAGAAACAUUUCCAGAUAACUUUGAAUUGUUUGGUUGUUGUUUUUUUUGUUUGUCGUUUGUAGAAAAAUGAGACUCUACAUUAGUAAUGUAAAGUAAAAUGUACUGGAAACAUUUGAAUACAUCUUGUUUCAAAUUUAUUAUUUCAUAGGGACCCAUUGCAUUAAGGAUGGCAAAAGCUGCAGUGAAUAGAGGAAUUGAGGUGAGUUAAGCUUUUUUCUUAUAUGCUAUAAUUGAUUUGUAAAAAAUAAAAGUCAUUAAUGUAUAAAAGAAAAAAUACACAUUCAUUUUUCUUGUACAUAUUAAUGGGCUUUCUUUUUUUUUUUCACUUCAGCAUAAUAUUCCUUAAAUUUGAGUACCAAUACAUAUCAUAUAUAUAAUAGCAUUUUUAGUGUUGUAUCUUGUAAUUCUAUUUGGUAUUUCAUAUUAAUAUUUAAAAGAAGAUUUUUUAAAAAUGCAACAUAACAAAGUAAAUGGGCUGUAAAUUGUUUUAUCUGUUGAAGUAUUUUACAUAGUCUUUUUAUAAGGUAUUUUAUGCUAGUCGUCCCACUGCUUAUACAAAUAGGUAUUUACUAUAUCACAGGUGGAAAUAGAUGCAGGAAUGAGAUAUGAAGAGGCAUACUAUGCCCAGGUAUGUAUUGCUAUUAAGUUAGUAUUGAAAAUUAAUAUCAUGCAGUAUUGGUAUAUAUUUCUCACCAAAAUUUAAACUGAUACAUAAAGCACAAUUUAGUGAGUUUAUUAUUGACAUUUAAAAGUAUGUUAAAUAAUACUCCAUACAAAACAUUUUUUUAACCUUUCGUUUCUUUUAACCAGAUCAUUCCAACAAAGGACAGAAUUGAAGGUCUUCUAGCUUUUAAAGAAAAGAGACGACCCAAAUACGAGGGACAUUAAAUUGUCUUUUGCAUUCUGUCCUUUUAUUCAGACAUAAAGUUAGGAUUAACUGACAGUGCAACUCCUUACCUUCAGCCCAAAUAUGCACGUCCGAUAUCUGCCGAAAAGGUCUUAUUGGGCAAUACUUUAUGAUAAAGCAUUUAAAAAUUGUAAUCAAAUUCCUUUUUUUAGGUAUUAAGAUUUACUAUGAUUCUUGUUAAUGAUAAAAAAAUUUCUAUAGCUUUCCACACCUGCUUUGAAGUUUUUCUGUGUACAUUAGUCAGACACUCUCUCUCUGAAAAGUCUUAGUGAGUCAGUGAAGAUAUCAUAAUACCAAGGUGGUUCCCGUCGCUCAUGAUAGUUGUCUGAGGGCUUAUAACUAACUGGUAUCACUGAUACUAUCAAUCAUGGGCAUCGAGUUUAUGUCUGUAUGUUUUGUCUUCUACUGCUAUUUUAAUUCACAGUUCAAAUCUCCUAACACUGUUAUAAUGCACUUUGGGGAUUAUUUUACUGGCCAUUGAUAAUACUAAAAAAAUAGGUGCUAUUUUAAGGAUGGUUUCAGCACAGCCUAAAGCUGUAUAGCACCGGAAUACCUUAAAGAAUAGAUUUCUAAACACGUAUCCUUAAAGAACCUGCGGUCUUCAACACAGUCCUUACUGAGAGUUCCCAGUUUGGAUUGGCACAGAAAAAAAGUCUUACAGAGUGCGCUCUUUUGAAGCGAUAGCACCAAAAUUAUGGAACAGUUUGCCCCAAUCCUUGAGGGACAUUGACAAUGAUAAAAAAUCUUUUAAGAAACAUUUAAAGACUUUUUUUGUUUGAAUAGCUUCAAGAACAUCAGAGCGCUUUGACUUUGAGCAUGCUAUAGUAGUAUGGAUACAAGCGUUAUAUAAAUAUUCAAUCAAUUCAUAACACUAUUCAAGAAGUAUCCCCAUCAGAGUGUCAUCAUUUCCAUUUGCUUGCAUCACCUUCUGACACAACUGUUGAAGCUUUUAGUGUGUUGUUGAGGUGUGCCCUUUUGCUUAGUUGUUAACUAGAAUAAGAAUACGGACCAAAAAAUCAGUUUUCCUAAAGGCUGUGAACUUUUACUUGUUAAGGAAUACCGUGGCACUAGAUCAUCUUAUUUCAGAUAUUGCAGAGAUAGAAGUCAAUAAGUUUUGCAGUGGAAUAGUAACUUCAUUUCAAUGCAUAUCUAAUAAUUUAUGUGAACUGAUAUUAUGUUAGUCUUUUUUUAUUUUUUCAUAUAUGAAUGUUAUGUCAUACUAUAUUAUAAUUAUUCAGAAAGUUAUUGUAUGUAAAAACUUUAAAUACUUAAUACUGUUUUUAUGUUAAUAAAAUAUCAUAUAUUUAUGACUUUUUGCAUUUAAAGGGUGUUUUAUUUUAACAAAACCUUUAUUUUUAUUUCCAGAUGAAUGUACAUUAAUUCAAAUUUACAGCUUAUUAAAAAUGAAAUUCAUGUUGCAAAUGUUAUUGGAAGAAUUUUUUAAAAUAAAAGUGUUGCUAAUAUUAA